ACUGGGUUCGGUCCCGGUUUAGCGAAGAAGACAUUCAUGCUUCUAGCAUUGCUCCGAAACUGGAGUAGACACGCCGCUAAGAGUACCGGUUCUAUGCCUAUUGUGGAUAAAAGGCUGAUUGGUUUUGGGGGGAUAUACUGGGGAUACUCUCUAGACCGGGGGGGAUGGAGGGGAAUUCAUGGAAUUCAUAGGUGGGGGUUUCGUUGCUUUCGUUGCUUCAAAUAUCAACUUACAAACCCCUCUAUCAACCUCUCGUCUAUAGUAGGUAUUCCUAUAAUUUUUUUGUAUCUACCUCCUAACGAUAGCACCCAACCCUUAUUUAUAUCUCAAAAUGUCUAAAAACGACCAAUACGAGGGUUUCCAAGUCGAGUCGCCCGACACCUGGACCCAGUUCCACUUGAACAAGUUCGACACCAAGCCCUUCGGCGAUAACGAUGUAGAAAUCAAGAUCGAUUGUUGUGGUGUAUGCGCUAGCGAUGUCCACACUAUCACCGGUGGCUGGGGCGCUCAGCGUUUCCCACUGGCAGUCGGCCACGAGAUCGUCGGCAAGGCUUUGAGGGUUGGCCCCAAGGUCACUCUUGUCAAGCCUGGCCAGCGUGUUGGUGUUGGUGCCCAAUCGUGGUCUUGCUUAAGCUGUCGCCAAUGCAAAAACAACAAUGAGACAUACUGCUCCCAAUGGGUAGAUACUUAUGGUGCUGUCUGGCCGGAUACUGGUAUCGUGACCCAGGGUGGCUUUUCAUCCCACGUGAGGACACAUGAAUAUUGGGUAUACCCAAUCCCAGAGGCGAUACCAAGCCACCUUGCCGCGCCGAUGCUAUGUGCCGGUAUCACCAGUUAUAGCCCGUUAGUGCGAAACGGUGCCGGACCCGGCAAGAAGGUCGGUGUCGUAGGCUUGGGAGGUUUAGGACACUUCGCCGUUCUCUUCAGCAAAGCAUUAGGCGCUGAGACGUGGGUCAUCUCACGCACACAUAGCAAGGAGGCGGACGCGAAGGCGAUGGGUGCCGACGGGUUCUUGGCUACACAAGAUAAGGACUGGAACAAGGACCACCUAUUGUCGUUCGACCUCAUCAUCAGCACCGCAAACAGCACCGGCGAAGGCUUCGACCUAAGCGGUUAUCUCGCCCUUCUCGACGUCCACGCGAAGUGGAUCUCGGUUGGCUUACCCGAAGGAGAAGGACUAAGCGUAAAGGCUAUGGAUCUCGUCACCAAUGGCUGCUUGAUUGGCUCGUCGCAUCUGGGAAGCCGGCGUGAGAUGCUGGAGAUGUUGCAGCUGGCUGCAGACAAGGGGAUCAAGUCCUGGGUCGAGGCGGUGCCCCUCAGCGCGGAAAACUUAUCCACGACGGUGCAGAAGCUUAAGAAAUCUGACGUUCGGUACCGGUUCACCAUGACCGACUACGACAAGGUCUUCGGCGCGUAGAGGAGUUAGAAUAUAGAGGGAUUGCCU
Molecule: messenger RNA, 1444 nt
Organism: Daldinia decipiens
Lineage: Eukaryota; Fungi; Ascomycota; Sordariomycetes; Xylariales; Hypoxylaceae
Product: GroES-like protein
Exons: 2
Coding region: 332-1417 (361 amino acids)
Biological process (GO): alcohol metabolic process
Molecular function (GO): alcohol dehydrogenase (NADP+) activity; zinc ion binding
Source: RefSeq, a predicted model, not a curated record